Cynara cardunculus var. scolymus (artichoke) is the source of this 3255-nucleotide messenger RNA. RefSeq names its product probable leucine-rich repeat receptor-like serine/threonine-protein kinase At3g14840. The transcript is spliced from 24 exons. The record is from RefSeq and is a predicted model, not a curated record. Gene Ontology annotation, biological process: protein phosphorylation. The coding region runs from base 50 to 3043 and encodes 997 amino acids. Gene Ontology annotation, molecular function: protein binding; ATP binding; protein kinase activity. NCBI's taxonomy places the organism in Eukaryota, Viridiplantae, Streptophyta, Magnoliopsida, Asterales, Asteraceae.
UGCAUAAUUUGGUCACCUCUUCUUCGUUCAUCGCCUAAAUUACGUCAACAUGUUGUUCGGAAUUCUAUGCCUUCUGUUACUCCCUUUUAGUUUUGCGUCCAUUAACACAACGUGUCUUCCCUCUGAUGAAGUGGAGGCGUUGAGGGACAUCGGAAGGAAGUUGCGUACAGAUUGGGAUUUCAACGAGGAUCCGUGUGGCGGAACAGGAAAUUGGGGCGUUGUUACUAACAACACUUUUGAGAAUAACGUCUCUUGUUCAUCAAACGUCACAAACUGCAAUAUCGUCACCAUAAGUCUUAAAGGGCAAAACCUGCAAGGCACUCUCCCGCCGGAACUCGUCAAGCUCCGUUACCUCCAAAUUCUAGACUUAACUCGCAACCUUCUCAGUGGUAACAUCCCUCCAGAAUGGGGUUCCAUGGAGCAGAUUGUAAACAUUUCUCUUCUCGCGAAUCGAUUAAAUGGAUCAAUCCCAAAGGAACUUGGAAAUAUUACCACACUCAAAACUCUAAAUGUAGAGGACAAUCUGAUGUCUGGAAGAAUUCCCGAGGAACUUGGUGACCUAUCAAGCAUUGAGAGCUUAUUGCUGAACGGCAACUAUUUUACUGGGGAGUUGCCUCCAUCACUUGCAAAUCUGAUCACGUUGAAGCAAUUUCGGAUCAGCAGUAACAAUUUCUCUGGGAAGAUCCCUGAUUUUAUUGGAGGAUGGCCGCGUCUAGAGACCUUGAGUAUGCAGGCCAGUGGAUUGGAGGGACCAAUACCUGUUAACUUUACUCGCUUGGCAAAUUUAUCAGACUUGAGAAUCAGCGACUUGGGAGGACCAGAGACACUUUUUCCAUCCUUUACUAAUACAAGUUUCAAGAACCUGAUCUUGAGGAAUUGCAAUCUAAUUGGCGAGUUACCAAAAUCCCUUGCUUCCCACCGAAGCACUCUGAAAGUUCUAGACCUCAGCUUUAACAAGCUCAAUGGAUCCAUUCCUGAUGAGUUCAGGGAUCUAGCACGAACAGACUUCAUCUAUCUUACUGGAAACAUGUUAUCUGGAAGAGUGCCUGAUUGGACGACCUCAGCAGAUAGCAUUGAUCUUUCAUACAACAAUUUUACGUUUGAAAGCUCACAAGGGUUAAGGUGUAUGGAUGGGAGAAGAAACUUGUUUGCUGCCUUUUCAAUGGAUAACACGUCUGAAGAGGUCUCAUGCUUGCAGGAUUACCGCUGUCCAAGAACUUUCUACUCCCUAUAUAUCAACUGUGGUGGAUCUGCACUAGAGGAUGAAAAUAAGGAUUAUGAAGCUGACGUGGAGACAGGUGGUGCUUCAUAUUUCUCUAUGGUUGAUAGGCGAUGGCGGUUUAGCAAUACUGGUCACUUCCUGGAUAAUAAUGGUGAAGACAAUUAUCUUCCUCCAAGUACUUCUAGGGUGGUGAACAACUCUGAAUUGUACCAGAGUGCACGAGCCUCAGCCUUAUCUUUGACAUAUUAUAGUUUGUGUAUGGCUGAAGGAAGCUAUAACGUAAGCCUUCAUUUUGCCGAGAUCUUUUUUACUGAUGAUGGAACAUAUAGCAGCCUUGGGAGGCGUGUAUUUGAUAUCUAUAUUCAGGGUGUGCUGGUGGAGAAGGAUUUUGACAUCAGUGAAAAAGCAGGUGGGGUUGGGAAAGCAUAUGUGAGUACACAUUCUGUAAAUGUUACCAGUACUUUGGAAAUCCGACUUUAUUGGGCUGGAAAAGGAACAAUCAAUAUCCCAAGUCGAGGAGUAUACGGUCCUAUUAUUUCAGCUAUUUCUGUGAAUUCAACUUCUACGGUGGAGCCACAAGAAGAUGGACCAGGAGAUGGUGUGUCUGGAGGGGUUGUGGCUGGAAUUGUGGUUGGAGCAGUUUGCAUCAUCAUCCUAAUUCUAGGAGUUCUAUGGUGGUGGGGUUAUUUGCGGCGCAGAGAUACUAUGGACUUAGAGUUGGCUGGUGUAACUGGUUCAUUUACAUUGCGGCAAAUUAAAGAUGCAACGAACAAUUUCGAUGAUGCUAAUAAGAUUGGAGAAGGUGGUUUUGGCUCUGUUUAUAAGGGUGUAUUGCCGGAUGGCACUUUAAUAGCUGUGAAACAGCUUUCUUCCAAAUCAAGGCAAGGAAAUAGGGAGUUCUUGAAUGAAUUAGGCAUGAUAUCUGCUUUGCAACACCCCCAUCUUGUGAAGCUGCAUGGAUGCUGUAUCGAAGGAAACCAAUUGUUGUUAGCGUAUGAAUACAUGGAAAACAACAGUCUUGCCCGUGCUUUGUUUGGGCCUAAACAAUGGCAGUUGGAACUUGAUUGGCCAACAAGAUACAGGAUCUGCAUCGGUAUAGCGAGAGGGAUGUCUUUUCUCCAUGAAGAAUCAAGAUUGAAGAUUGUGCAUAGAGACAUCAAAGCGACCAACGUGCUGCUCGAUAAGGAUUUAAACGCCAAGAUUUCUGAUUUUGGUUUGGCUAAGCUUGAUGAAGAGGACGACACCCAUAUAAGCACCCGCGUUGCUGGAACUUAUGGAUAUAUGGCUCCCGAAUACGCAUUGCGUGGUUACCUCACGGAUAAAGCCGAUGUCUAUAGCUAUGGCAUCGUCCUUUUAGAGAUCGUAAGCGGAAUGGCUAAUGUUGUCAACAGGGCAAAGGAGAAUCGUUUUGUUCUUCUUGAUCGGGCCAUUGAUUUGAAAGAUGAGGGUAAUUUGAUGGAGCUAGUUGAUCCGAGGUUGGGUUCAGACUACGACGUCAAAGAGAUGAUGAUAGUUAUAAAUCUCGCUCUAUUGUGCACUACGAUCUCUCCUACCGACAGGCCUGCAAUGUCAGCAGUUGUUAGCAUGCUCGAAGGAAGAAUAGUCCCUCGGGAAUUUGCUGUUGGACAAAGCAUCUCGAUGAGUGAAAUGGAUCGCGAGAAAAUGAUGAAGCAACUCGUGGGUAUGAACGAGAGCGGAAUGGAGGAAAUGUCGAUCCCGUACACUGAUUCGUUAGCUUCUACUGCCGAUCUGUACCCUGCUAAUGGUUUCAGUGAAUAUCUGCAGAAGAGAGAUGACGACGGGAAGAAGUUGUUAUCUUAGGUGUGUUUCGUUCUUAUUCUUAAUCGAUCACACUUACGAUACAGGAGAUGAAUUUUUUUAGCAUAAUAUUAUUAUAGCUUAGCAGUUUGAUUAUAUCUAUCACCCCUCAGCGAUAUUGGUCUGAUCUGAUCUGGUCUGGUCUGGUCUGAGUUUGAUUACAUAUGUGGUCGUUACUGAAGUUCUUAGAUUACCGAAAGACAUUUUUGGUCUUU